UCUUCUUUUUCAUUAUUGUUUGUUUGUUCCUGAAUGUUUAAACGGCUUAUACAGCCUCAUGCUCUUUUAUAUCAACAAUUACGGCCCCGUGCGAAUCGGGCCCUACACUGUAAUGGCAUUCACACACAAUCUGGAAAAUGGCAAUCCAAGCGAAAUGGAGUUACUGUGGCAACCACUUUUACCGGGAUCGGUUUGCUAGGCACCGGAAUGUUACUUUACCUUGACAACGAUCAACUUUAUUACUAUGCCCAGACCUUUCGACGGUCCGGUACAGCCGUCGUAACCGGUGCCAAGAUAGCACUUGACUACCAGUGGACCUUACUGCGUGCUUCGGACGUAGACAAAGAAAGCGCCAAAUCUGCUUGCCACAAACGUAGCGCUGAACGAGUCCUUCAUAUCCUGCAAACACUCGGCGGUAUAUACAUCAAGUGGGGACAACACCUGUCGUCGAUGGUUUUUGUGCUUCCAGAGGAAUGGACGUCCACACUUGCGGUAUUGCAAGAUCGGUGCGAGUGUGCAAGCUCACCCGAGGAGAUUCGUCACUUGGUGCGAGUUGAUUUGGGCCAAGACUUGGAUUCCUUGUUCUCCUAUUUCGAUUAUGAACCGAUCGGCGUUGCAUCGUUGGCGCAGGUGCAUAAAGCACAACUGGCUAGUACUGGUGAAUGGGUAGCUGUCAAGAUUCAGCAUCCAAAGCUUGAUGAGUUUUGUCGCAUCGAUAUCAAUACAGUGUCGUGGAUUUUUGAUACCAUCCAAUCGAUUUUCCCAAAUUUCGGAUUUUAUUGGGUCGCGGAAGAUAUGCGGGAGUCGUUGCCACAAGAGCUCGAUUUUACUGUCGAGGCUGCAAAUGCGCACAAGGUCAGCGAACAGUUCGCUGGAGAUCGUACUGCACUUGUUAUCCCUGAGGUUUUAUGGGCGAAACGACGUAUCAUAUGUAUGGAAUAUAUACAUGGUGUCCGUAUCGACGACUUAAACUAUAUGAAAAAACAUAAGAUUGAUCCUAGCACCGUUUCUACUGAGCUAAUAUCAAUCUUCUCUCGGAUGAUGUUUAUACAUGGAUUCGUUCAUUGUGACCCUCACCCAGGCAAUGUAAUGAUCAGAGCGAGCAACGAUAAUCCAUCCGGACACAACUUUGAUAUCGUUCUAUUAGAUCAUGGUGUAUAUCGGACUCUUCCCGAUGAGCUUCGUGUAAAUUAUGCUCAUUUAUGGACGGCUUUGAUUGAGGGGGACGAGGAGGGUAUCCAGCGUUACUGCGAACUAGUGGGCGGAAGCGACCAUCGCCUGUUUGCAUCCAUGUUGACAGGUCGAGAAUGGCACACGAUUCGAUCUGCCAAUCUAUCUUCUGCAAGAACAACCACCGAAGUAGACCGUGUCGCGAACAAACCUACCAUGCAUUUUCUGCGACGGAUUGCAGAUAUUCUGUCCUCACUUCCGCGCGUCAUGCUGCUCUUACUCAAGACGGGCGAUCUGCUGCGGAAUGUAGAUGAACUGCUACGCAACGCUUCUAAACCAGAACAGUAUCGCACGUAUGCAAUCAUGGGACAAUUCUGUGCCAAGGCAGUGUGGGUUGAAACUAAGCAGCGCAUUUCCGAAAAGGCUGCUACUGCUGGAGUCAGCUGGCAACUAGUGAAGCAUUUUGCUGUUGCAUGGUGGAAGUAUCAUCGGUUAGAAUACAGUCUCUGGGCUUACAAUGUACAUUCUACCUUGCGUCAGAAAUUAUCCAUCAACUUUUUGUAAAUAUAGAAUUUUAAUAGAGUCAUCUUAGUAUAUACUAAUUAAUUGAUACAAAGGUUAUUGAUUCAAAAUAACAUUUAAGGAGUUGUACAUUAGCUAGCAAGCUGUUUUCAAAUAGUCGCAGCGAUUGUGUCAAUGUUGAAAACUCAAGGAGUCGUUGUAACUUUAGUGUGG
This is a messenger RNA of Zychaea mexicana, 1905 nucleotides long. RefSeq names its product ABC1 family-domain-containing protein. Gene Ontology annotation, molecular function: ATP binding; protein kinase activity. Lineage: Eukaryota; Fungi; Mucoromycota; Mucoromycetes; Mucorales; Lichtheimiaceae. The record is from RefSeq and is a predicted model, not a curated record. Gene Ontology annotation, biological process: lipid homeostasis; mitochondrion organization; protein phosphorylation. The transcript is spliced from 4 exons. Gene Ontology annotation, cellular component: mitochondrial inner membrane. The coding region runs from base 34 to 1734 and encodes 566 amino acids.